This is a messenger RNA of Anarrhichthys ocellatus (wolf-eel), 4592 nucleotides long. RefSeq names its product PPARG related coactivator 1 (gene pprc1). Gene Ontology annotation, biological process: positive regulation of transcription by RNA polymerase II. Lineage: Eukaryota; Metazoa; Chordata; Actinopteri; Perciformes; Anarhichadidae. Gene Ontology annotation, cellular component: nucleus. The transcript has 14 exons. The coding region runs from base 17 to 4024 and encodes 1335 amino acids. Gene Ontology annotation, molecular function: RNA binding; transcription factor binding. The record is from RefSeq and is a predicted model, not a curated record.
GGAGUGUAGGAGCAAGAUGGCGGCGCGCUGGGGAGCAGGCGAAGAGACUUUAACUGCGUGCAAUAUGACAUUUUUCCCAAUGGAUACACUAGACGAGACUGAUGUACUGAGCUCUGCCGAAACUCUGGAGGCCCUUCAAAGCUACUUAGACCCCUCCAUUUUUUCUAUCUUUGAGGACACACCAACAGCAGAGACUAAAGGUCUAGACGAGGAGAGCGAAGCCACGCUGCUGACUGCCCUGACGGAGAUCCUUGACAAUGUGGAUGAUGAGAACUUGUCCCCGUUUGACACACUACCUGACUCAGACCUGCUGUCCGGUCAGAAGGGCAGGGAACAUUCUCCGCUCAGGAGAUUGCUGUGUCUGUCCCGUUCCCCCCCAGAGAAGGACACACUAUGUAACACCAGAGCCAUAUCAACUGGAAAGACCCUCCCCAGGAUACUCGCAGACUCUCACCAGAGAAGUGAUGGGGAGGAGGAGGAAGAUGGCUCCCUCACUCUGAGCCCAGCGAGUCUUGAUUCGUCUCCUGACGGUGACAAGCUCCACUGGGAUGGUCUGACCCUCCCGCUUCCCGUCACCUUCAAGCAGGAGGUCGAAGGCGGUGUUUCAGUUAGCCUGGGGGACUUCAUCAGGCACAUGCACCCGUACUGUAUGGCCAUUUGUAUGGAGGAUGACGAGGGGGAACAGAUGUUGCCCGAAGGAGGAAUCUUACUUGAAGUUGUGGACCAGGGUGAAAAUGGAGAACCCAUCCUGGCCAUCCCAGACAUGGAUCUUUCGCUCUCUCCUCCACUUAAAGAGCAGUCUUCUGAAAAUAUGCGGAUCGUUUCAGAUGAAGCAGAAGAAGUGGCCUCUGACAGCUCGGAGCAUAUCGUCGUUGACGAUGAAGAUGAGGCUCCAGUGCAAGUUGCAGCCCCUUUGACUCACUACAUUUGUUCAGACGUGAAAGGCAACCUGGUCAUUAAGAAACAAAAGGAAGAGAUAAAAGGGAGAAGCCCCUCCCACAGGAAAAAGAAAAAGAAAUGCAAGGAACGGUGCCAACCCAAACCUGUGGAGGGAAGGGUCCUUAGGAGUAGCACCGUAAGAAAGACGGGACAGCAAUCUCCCAAAAAGCUUGAAAAACGACCUCUCAAAGAAGAGAAGAAACACAAAGUCCCAAAGGUUCCUCUUGCCUCAACUCCAGCUUCUUCCUCUGUAAAACCUAAGAAACCAAAUCUAUGCCAAACUGAAACAAAAAUCACCACUACAACACUAUUGCCCGUGAUGAAGGUGCAAGUUGCAACACCUGUGUCAACCAGACAGGAAAUAGUGCCGUUAAAUACUAGCCUUGAGAAGAGUCGGCCUAGCUGUUCCCCCACACCCGUGAUCUCCCAACUACCCGAUGAAGCGCCUGAACAGUGUUCCCUGGCCCCUGAGAAGCUGGAAGAUUCAUCAGCAGCUCCCUCUGCUGUCCUGCCCCCGUUGUCUUUGGGGAGCCCUGCAGCUGCUUCUAGUCCGGCUGAACCCCAGCUGACGCCAACCCUCCCUCCUGUGGCCCCUGCAGUCUCGGAUCCAAAGCCCAAAUCACUCAGUCUAGCAGAGUACCGGCAACUCCGGCAGCAGAAAAAGCCGGCUCCGGUGGAAAAACAAGAAAACAGCACUAAGUGGCCCAGCCUCCCAGAGCUCCCCAAAGAGCUUCCCCCUCUUCCCUGCUUGCCUGGCCCCAGCCCCAAGGAUCUCCGACGCCCCAACCCCCAGGCAGAAGUGGAAGAGGUUAGACCUGCCUGGCAGCCACGGGGACCGUAUGCACCACCGACCCCUGAGGCGCUGUUGGUGCCACCGGCCUACAUGGCUGCCUCAUCCAGCAAGGUUACUCCUGUCCCUAAACAACAGCCAAAACCUGAACCUUCGACAACGUCUGUAUCCCAAAAGCCCUCAACCCUGGCCUUUAAUUCGGAGAGCAAUUUACCCUCGCAUCAGCACACCACUGCUCAACCUGUAGUACCUUGUGUGCCUCAAAGCUCUGGGUCUCCAGCUUCUUUAAAAGCUGCCACUGUGUUAUUGUCAUCGGCAAAUGGGAAGUGCUCUCCUGCACCUUCAGGAGAAAAGAGUGGAGUUGAUGAAAGGUCUCAAUCUGCAUCUCUUGAGUCUGUAGAGCUUCCUAAAACCUGUCUUAAAACCACUACAGAUGCGAUCCAAGCUGCGUCUGUGACCAGUGCCCCCCAAAAGACCAUUGUUUUUCAGAAGGUGCCUAAGCUUACCGCUCCUGUGUCGGUUAGUAACCCCAUCACACCUGAGAGCAAGUCCUCCAAACCCCCAGCCAAUAGUACCCAGCUCAGUUCUCCAGUCACCCAUCCCUCAGACUCCCAGAGUGUAAAGGCCAAACCUGUACUUGAAACUAAAGAGAAACCUGCUACAGCAGUGAAACCCCAAAGGGCAAAGAACCCCACCCAGGAGCUGAUCGAGGCCUUCACCAGUGAGAUAGGUAUUGAAGCUGCUGAUAUGACCAGCUUGCUGGAGCAGUUUGAGGAAACCCAAGCCAAAGAGGAGCAAUGUAUGCUGGAGGUCUCUGGUAGAGCAGCAGCUGUAGGAAACUCGAGUGUUGAGCUGGCUCCAGAGAAAACAGUCGUGGAGCGCCUUAGAGCAAAUGACCUCUCGAGUACUGCAGCUUUGACUCCCCCAGCUACUCCUCCCCACCAGAUGUGGAAACCCCUGGCCCCUGUGGCCCUGCUGGGAAAGAGCAAGGCUGCUGAUGCCUCAAAGUCGAGCUCCUCCAAGGUUAUCCAGAUAGAGGCCCGGCCUCUGCCCUCAGUCCGGUCCCGCAGCAAACCCACUCCUGCUGCCGCCACUGUAGCCCCCGAGCUAGCAUGUAUGGACCACGACUACUGCCUCCCACACAAAGGCACUUCCACUGGAGAGCCAGGCCAGCGUUGGAAUGUCAAACAGCCAUCGUUUAUCACUAUUAAACCCAUCGGGCAACCCACUAGAACCACUACACCAACACCCCCAGCUUCCCAGGCACCGUCUGCUCAUCCUCCCAUAAAGCUUGUGGUUACAACCAAAACACCAGUUUUUCCUGUGACGGAGCCCCUCGAUCACAGGCCUGAUGAGAUGGAGAGAAGCUCUGUCCUGGAGACUCCUGAUGCUUCGCCUGCUCAUCAGGACACUGACGCCUCUGUUAAAGGAGGAAGCCCCAGGAGAAGGCCUUUUGGGAGGUCCUACCGUCAACAUGCUGCUUCUUCACGCACGCCCAGUCCCGGAUCUAGUCCCAAAGAGAGGACCGGAGGCCGGUCGAGGAAAAGAAGAUCCCAUCGUUCUCCCAGCCCCAUGUCCAGCAGUUCAGAGUCAGACUCCCAUUCCUCUUCAUCUCGGUCUAGAUCACACUCGCCAUCUAAGAAAAGGUGUCGUCUCCGUCACUCUGAAAGUAGUUCCAGCUCCUCAUCCCGGUCCUCCUCCAGGUCCUCUCCCUCUGUGUCCCGCUCCCCUCCCAGGAGGAGGCGGUACUCGUAUUCCUCCUCUCGGUCUGGCUCCUGGAGUCGCUCCAGGUCGCGGUCUCAAUCCCCUCAAUCCCCUCAGAGACAAGCUCAGUGGAGUAGAAGCAGAAGAUUACACAGCUAUGGUCAAAGUGCGAAGACAAAUUUGGAGGAGGUGAAAAGACUCAAGGAGAAAGCCAUUGAGGAGCGCAGGGUUGUUUACAUUGGUCGAAUUCGGGGAACAAUGACCCAAAACGAACUUAAAGAGCGCUUCUCUUUAUUUGGCGAGAUUGAAGAAUGCACCCUGCACUUUAGAGACCAUGGGGACAACUACGGGUUUGUGACUUAUUACGACACCAAGAAUGCGUUCACAGCCAUUGAGAAUGGAAGCAAGCUGCGCAAGCCUGAUGAGCUGCCAUUUGAUCUCUGUUUUGGUGGAAGGAGACAGUUCUGCAAAAGCAACUAUGCUGAUCUGGAUUUGAGUAGAGAGUACGAACCAUUGCCUGCGAAAGGCAAGUUCCAUGGACUAGACUUCGACACUUUAUUGAAGCAGGCCCAGCAGAAUCAGAAGAGGUAACAGGAGGCCUGCAGCAGGAAGCAGCCGACACUUACCUCAGAGCCAACGGUUGGCUUCUCACCUGCAACACUGUCUUUACAUUUUAGUUGUUGCAUUAGUUUUAUUUUGUUUUAUUUUGUUUCUGCAAGCUAACACCUUCUAUUGAAGUGAAGAUUUGUAAUGAAAGUGGAAAAGAAAAAAAAUGGAACAAGUCAAAUUAAAUAUUUUUUUUUAAGUUUAUUUAAAUGUAUAAUCAAAUCUGAAUUGUAUGGAGAGAAUCAUUUUUAAAAGGGGAAAGGUAAGUGGGAUGGACCUCUCCAAUGACUGGGAGGAGGUUGUGAUGCAUUGAAUGUACUACAAACCUAAAUAAAAAAAUAUGACUAAAUAUUGUUUGUUUUCAUUCCAACUCGAGUGUCUGCAUUGCUUUUGUUAUUGUUUACAUCUUCUUUAUAAAGGGAAGUAUUUGUCAGAGAUAAUGGGCCAUUUGACAUGUCCCAAGAAAACUAUAGGUGUAAUUAACAAAAAAUGUGCCUUUUUUUUUUUUUGCUGCCUUGUUUUCAUGGACCUCUUUAAAAGACUGCAGAAAAAG